Molecule: messenger RNA, 3774 nt
Organism: Amyelois transitella
Lineage: Eukaryota; Metazoa; Arthropoda; Insecta; Lepidoptera; Pyralidae
Product: TBC1 domain family member 13
Exons: 9
Coding region: 118-1278 (386 amino acids)
Biological process (GO): activation of GTPase activity; intracellular protein transport
Molecular function (GO): GTPase activator activity
Source: RefSeq, a predicted model, not a curated record
CGACGAUACAAACGUCAGUUGUUUGUCACAUCAUAGGAGGUCGUAUCGUAAAUAAAUAAUAAUUAAUUUUACAAAAACAAAUUAGAAAGUGUUUGUGGUGUGUUAUUAAUCUUAAAAAUGAGUCUGCACAAAGCAAGAAUAAAAGCAUUUGAAGAAAUCUUAGAUCAAGAUGUAAUUGAUAUGGAUCAGUUAAGGAAGCUGGCCUUCAAUGGGAUACCGGACGAAAAGGGCUUACGGUCCCUCACGUGGAAGAUCCUGCUCCACUACCUGCCGAAUGAGAAGAGAGCCAGGGAGGAAACGCUAGUUAAGAAACGGCAGCUUUAUAAACAGUUUAUAAACGAAAUAAUCGUCUCCCCCGGCGGGCCAAGUGACCACCCCCUGAACAUAAGCCCGGAGAGUUCCUGGAGCACUUACUUCAAAGACAACGAGGUGCUACUGCAAAUAGACAAAGAUGUCCGCAGACUUUGUCCAGACAUAUCGUUCUUCCAGUCCGCUACAGAGUUCCCAUGUCCAGAGAUUGUUAACAGUAAUGGUGUCAAAAGGCUGCAUAAAAGAGUUGAACAAUCAAUGCUCUCAUAUUCUACGUUGGAGAGAAGAGGUCUGGGCGUAGCGAAGUUGAGCAACGAAAUCCGUCGUACCGACAGCCUGUCGAGCGGUGACUACGCCCCCCUAAAUGAGGGCUGCGAAGCCCACUGGGAGGUGGUGGAACGGAUGCUGUUCCUCUACGCUAAGCUGAACCCUGGACAGAGUUACGUUCAGGGCAUGAACGAGAUCAUAGGACCAAUAUAUCACACGUUCGCGGUCGACGCUGACAAGGAGUUUAGACAGCACGCCGAGGCCGACUGUUUCUUCUGCUUCACGAACCUGAUGGCGGAAAUAAGGGACUUCUUCAUCAGAACCCUGGACGAGACGGAGAGCGGCAUCAACUACAUGAUGGUCAAGCUGAGCGACUGCGUGAAACGGAACGACGCCGCAGUAUGGGGGCGGAUGGAGGCGCAGGAGUUGAGGCCGCAGUACUACAGCUUCAGGUGGCUGACAUUGCUUCUGUCGCAAGAGUUCUCUUUGCCCGACGUGGAACGAAUCUGGGACUCCCUGUUCGCAGACCCGCAGAGAUUCGACUUCCUCAUCUAUAUUUGUUGUGCCAUGAUAUUAUUGGUGAGAGAUAACCUACUUAGCGGUGAUUUCGCAUCAAACGUCAAGUUACUACAAAACUUCCCGCCGAUGGACGUAUCCUUAAUAUUGAACAAAGCUGUCAAAAUAUCAGGCAGAGACAGGUAAAAUAACAAUACCUACCGCCGAGUUUGUACAAUUUUUGUAUAAAAGGUUUAAUAUGUGACCGAUAAAUAUGUCAAACCAAUGAAAUUUUUUGGUACAGAUUGUCAUAAUGACGUAAAGAAUUUUUUUUUUUGGUUAAAAUAUAAUUUCCAUACAAAAUUGAUAUGUUAUAAGGACAUAUAACAUAAGCUUUUACUUUUUAUGUUGUGUUAACAAUAUUUCCUAAUUUAUUUCCUAUCUAUCUAUAUUAUAUUAUAUAUAGAUAGAUAGGAAAUAAAUUAAAUGUAUUACCUGACAAGGUAUGCAAAGACAAAAGUCGUUAUUUUUUAAUUUCACUUACGUUUUGUUGCAUGCUUGAUUUGUAAGCGCGGUAUUUUCAUUUAUUUUUUAAGUAUAUUUUGAAUUAUAUUUUAAAAAAAUUAUUGAAGUAAAGCUUAGUAUCUAUUACUGAACCAGAUAUUUGUGUGGACCUUAUUAUACACGACUUAAUGUAUUUGUAAGCAUUUAUUGACAUAUGUAACUGUCUAAUUCGUAUAAUUGUGCAAUAUUCAGUAAAUGAGUCACAUCGGACUUGAAUAUAGAGAGUUUUUGAAACACAUCGAGUCGAAUCGGUUGACGGAACUUUAUAUUUAUACAUAAUAUAUAAUACUCUUUCGUUAACAUAUGAAGUUCCAUAUAAGACGCACUAAAAGAGGAUUUCCCAACAUUCCCGCGGGAACGGGAAUAAACACGAUAUUUUGUUUACGCGCAGGCGUUCUCUAUUUAAAAUAUUAAAACCGAUGUGAAUCAUUUACCGUAGAAUAUUAACGUUUUAAAUGAUCUUCCUGUAAUGUUUUUGUAACAUUUUUUAAAUGUUUAUAGAAUCCUAAAUGUGACCUUAAUCUUUAUAAAAUGUGUGGGUAUAGCAUCACAAUAUAUUAUGUACUCUUCUUUUUAAAUUUAAGAGCUAACUCUUGUCGGUGGAAUUAAUUGGAGCUUACUCCAUUCAUCUCUUUUCUCUAUUAUUUUUCUCUAAAGAAUUAUAAAAUAAAUAGUUAAAAUUAAUAUGUACUCUACUCUUGCAAAAUUGUUAUGAAACUUUCUCCCGAUAUACAAAUAUCAAUUAACAAUUUGUAAUGUAUGUAUAUGUAAUAAAUUCGACUUGUAUACUAUAUCUAAAUGUAAAAAUCAGAAUUUUCUAACCUUUAUUAUACCUACCUAGUAAUGUUAUAGAUGUAAAGUUUGUUAUUUUUAUUGAUUAAGGUUUAAACCUUAUUGGUGUUAAACCGAGCUACUGAACCGAUUAUGAGAAUCAUUUCAACGUUAAAAAGGUACUUUAUCUGCGGGUGUUAUAAGCCUAUGUAUCUACCGCAGGCGAAGCCGUGACAGUUUGCUAGUACUGUUGUUAUAGAUCCUUUACUUAUUUUUACAUACUUUUAGACAUUUAUUAAGUUUUUGUCUUAAAGAAAUUUCAUCAAAACAUAGUAGGUAGUUUUACAUGACAAUCCAAUUUUCGAAUAUUUUAUUUUUUAAGUUGAUGUUAAUAUAAUUAGCGGCCAUAUCAUUUAUUUUUUUCAUAACACAGUUUUUUUUAAUAAUGUAUUACUCGAUAAUAUUUAAUUUGGAAUCAAUUAACGAAUAUAUUCGUUUAUUUACCUACGUCAUUAUUUUUUUGGAUGAUAACAAAUGGUCUUACUGUAAGAAAAAACAUCGUGAGGACAGCACAUUCAGAUAACUUCAGUCCAAUACAAUAUUGGUUGGGUUCCUCUGUCAACAGGGUCAUGGAGGUCAGAGGAAAGUAUCUAUGGCUCACGGUCUAUUUUUAUAUUAAUUCAAUUUGUAAUAGACGGACUCGCCAUUAAACAUUAAUAUCUUAGUAAACUAUUCGUAAAUUUUUAGUAAUAAGUUACACUUAUAGAAUACCACGACGUUACCCAUCUUUUCCACAUGCCUUAUUGGUAAAAUAAUAACGGCCUAAAGUUAACUUUAAGACUGUGGGUCUACAAAAUAAAGAGCACAUCCUACGCAGAAUAGACAAAUAUAGUGUGAAAAUUAGUACAUAAUUUUGCUAUAGCCUUGUCUAUAAAUCCAGCGGGCUAGUAUGACGAGCGCGACGGAUAAACUAUUGCUGUCUCGUUUCACGUCAUAAUUAGAAGCGAAACGGCGAUAGUCCAUCGCAGCGCCUACGCAGCGCGUGUCAUUCUAGCCCGCUGGGAGGGCUCAUUUUGACUUCAUUCUGAACCAAUACAUUUUAGAUAUGUUCACUUGACAUGAUUGAAUAUUUUUAGAGAAACUAUUAUAAAUGUGUUUUCUAUGUCAGUCAAAAUUUCCCAAAUUGUAAAAUAGUGUGUCGCUUUCCAUUUGGUUAAACGGAAUGGAAAAUUAUAUUCGACCGUAAACAAAUAAUUUUCUGUAUUAAAUUCCAAUCGAUGUCUUCAAAUGUUUGAUGAAUGUACCUUGUCAAUGUACAUUUAGUUUACCAUGUAGAUAAUUUUUUUUUUAUUUUUAUGAUUAUUGUUA